AUGGUCCGCCUCCGCGUCCUCAUAUCCACCCCCGAAAAGCCCUACCCACCCACCCAACUCCUUCCCGUGAAUCUCGCAACACCGACCAGCAUCAAGACGCCUGGUUUUGAAGGGGAGAUAUCCGUCUGGGUGAAGGAUUAUGCGGGGGAUGAGAAGCGGGGAGAGGGGGAGGAGUAUUUCGGGCAGGAGGGGAGAGGGGGGAUGACUUAUGCUAUUGUGACGAGGGGCCGAUUCCUCGAUCCGGUCGAUGCGGACGACCUUGUCUUUGGUAACAUGUUCGAAAAGCCCAUCAAGUCACAACUACCAUGGGGGAGCAGUAUAGCUAUCAAAGCGAUGCACUUCUUGGAUCCCACGCUCGAGGUAGACGUCUAUGGCGAAAAGCCAUGGGCGUUAUCACCGACACUAGCGACCUUCAACUAUCUUUCACUGACCGCAAAGAAGCCGGAAUAUACCCCGUCGAUAUUAGAGAAGAGCGUGGAGAGGUUGGGGGAGCUGUAUGAUGGUCCAUCACCUCCGCCUGGAGAAGGUAUGGCCGAGAGCGCAGAACAGGCCGCGCGGAAAAAGUGGUUAGGAAACAAAGACCACCGGAAGGCUGUAACGCUGGACAAGUCGACAUGGGUCGGUAUGGAGUUUUGCAAUGGUUAUCUGGACUUCAAUACCCUCUCGGCUAAGCUCCCACCACCCUUCAACCUCUCCUUCCCCCUCCUGCAAUACUGGGACGGCCAGCCGGUCACGUACGUGUGCAAAAAACGCGCGCCGCCCGGAUCGAAAGACCAGACGGACGGGGAAGUGUACUUUGCGGUGGCGUUUGAGAUUGUCGAUGAGGAGGCGAAGCAGUUGUUGGCGGAGAAGGAGGGACAUGGGGAGGCGGGGCCUGCUGCUGUUGUCCCUACAACUGGGUCUAAAGGGGCGAAUGGGGAUGGGAGGAAGGAGGAUGAGGAUAGUGAUGAGGAGGGAACGUUUGAGGAUGCGGAGACGGGGGAUCUGUCGGAUGAUGUGGAUUAG
This is a messenger RNA of Dioszegia hungarica, 1005 nucleotides long. RefSeq lists its product as uncharacterized. The transcript has 5 exons. NCBI's taxonomy places the organism in Eukaryota, Fungi, Basidiomycota, Tremellomycetes, Tremellales, Bulleribasidiaceae. The coding region runs from base 1 to 1005 and encodes 334 amino acids. The record is from RefSeq and is a predicted model, not a curated record.